UAAACAGGAAGUAACGCUGGUGAGCUCGAGGGGGCGGUGGUGGACUGUGAACUGUCUCGGAGUUAAAAGGUGACCAGCUGCGGUUAUGUAUGACUGCGUGUUUUGAUUCAUGUCGACGGUCUGAAUGUUGAUCUGAACUCGGGAAGGAAGCAGCGGCAGCUAGGGACGCUGAGAGUUUAGGCGCGUGAACUCUGGCUGUCACAGUCAGCGGCGCGUGAAGGAGCCGUUAAACCAGAAGGAGACGAAGGAAGGCGCGUCACUGCCCCGCUCCGAGCUCUCUCAGCAGGGGGGACGGGAGAACACGGUUCACCGGCCAUGGCUGCCCUCGGUAACUCGGGGACGACUACAUCCAGCCCGGCGGUGGUCCUGGCGCCCAAGACGAAGACGAAGAAGAAGCACUUUGUCCAGCAGAAGGUGAAGGUGUUUCGCGCCAGUGAGCCCGUCGUGAGCGUGUUCAUCUGGGGCGUCAAUCACUCGAUCAAUGAUCUGAGCCAGGUGCCCGUUCCUGUCAUGCUGCUGCCCGACGACUUCAAAGCCAACACUAAGGUCAAAGUCAACAACCACCUCUUCAACAAAGAAAACCUUCCCGGACAUUUUAAGUUUAAAGAAUACUGUCCUCAGGUCUUCAGAAAUCUAAGGGAACGCUUUGGCAUUGAGGAUCAGGACUAUCAGGUGUCUCUAACCCGCAGCCCCCCGGUGAGAAGUGCAGACGAUCACGGAGAGAGUCUCCUCCUCAACUCCUACGACCGAACUCUCGUCAUCAAGCAGAUCUCCAGCGAAGAUGUGGCAGAUAUGCACAACAUUCUGUCAGAGUAUCACCAGCACAUCGUGAAGUGCCACGGCAGCACGCUGCUGCCCCAGUUCCUGGGGAUGUACCGGGUGAGCGUGGACAGCGAGGAGGCGUACCUGAUCGUCAUGAGGAACAUGUUCAGCCACAGACUGGUGGUGCACAGGAAGUACGACCUGAAGGGCUCUCUGGUGGAUCGUGAAGCAAGUGACAAAGAAAGGGAAAAAGAGCUUCCGACCUUCAAGGACAUGGACUUCAGAAACAACAUGCAGAAGGUGUACGUUACAGACGAGGAGAAGGAGAAGUUCAUGGAGAAACUCAACAGAGAUGUGGAGUUCCUGGUGAAGCUGAAGAUCAUGGACUACAGCCUGUUGCUCGGCAUCCACGACAUCGGCCGAGCCGAGCGGGAGGACGAGGAGAGCGGCGAGGCGUCCAACGAGGAGGAGGCGGAGUCAGAGAACGGUCUGGCGCCGGGCCCCGCCGUGGGCUCCUACGGCACCUCGCCCGAAGGGAUCGCCGGUUACAUGCCCUCCUGCAAGCCUCUGGGGCCGGGAGAGUUCGACCCCUACGUGGACGUCUACGCCCUCAGAAGCUGCGCAGGAGCCCCUCAGAGGGAGGUCUACUUCAUGGGCCUGAUAGACGUGCUCACGCAGUACGACACCAAGAAGAAAGCCGCUCACGCCGCCAAGACCGUCAAACACGGGGCCGGCGCCGAGAUCUCCACCGUCCACCCGGAGCAGUACGCCAAGCGGUUUCGUGACUUCAUCUCCAAGAUUUUCGCGUAACACUGCAGGCGAGGGCGUGGACUGUAGGAGGCAGCAGCAGGAGGAGGAGGCAGUAUGCACAACGAUCACUGUUUAACUCUGGUGGAGAGACGAGCUGCUGCUUUAGGGUGCAGAUAUUUAUUUAUAAGAGAUAUAUUUCUGUAGCUAUUGAACACUGUUGGGUAAUAGGCUGGGAGCUGUAACCUAUGUGGGGGGGGGGGGGGGCUUUGAUCAGUGUUGAGUUAAACCACAUCUAUAUCUUUCUCAUGGUUUUUAGACGUUAAACUAGUAAUAAAUAGUGGAAAUAUAUUUACAAUAGAUAUCAGAGGGUUAAUUUAGCUCCGCCCUAAAUGUUGCCACUGGACCCUGAAGGAAUCAUGAAGUUACAAACAAAAAAAACACUAAAGCUUUAGUUCCCAGUAACACCUCAGACCUGAAAGAAUUUAAAAAAAAAUUAAACAUAUCGCCAUAUUUCAGCUAAAUGCUGACGCUUUACCCAAAAAAAAAAAAAAAAACCCCAGACCUCUGGUUAGCUGGUCAGAGCGGAGCUGCUACACAUUUACUGUCAGUUUACUGUGCAAACACACGUAGUUACCCCCCCCCCCCCCCCUCCCAGACUCCAGCCAACAUUUAUCCGUAGCAGCAGGGUCUGUAGUCCUUAGUGCCAAAAGCUUUAUCAGAGCAGAUCUUUGCACUUUGCAUCCAGUUAAUCUGGCGGUGAAAGGAUCAAAUGUCAUUUUCUACAGCGUUUUUAUUUGAUUUUAUGUUAUUUUAGCUAAAUUUGUAGCAGAUUUUCAGAUUUUCCAUAUCUCAGCCUGUGAACACGUCUUCCAGCCCCGCCCGUUCCAGCCACUGUUCACAGAACCAGCGGCUUCAUAACCGGCGUAGCGGUUUGUGCGUAGAAGUGGCAAAUGUGCGUUUUAUGUGGAUUACUGUGAUGCAUCUGAGUUUAAAACAUGUAGGGUUUAAGGAGUGGGGAGUACGUCAACGUCAGCUUAACGACACGUGGGAUUAAAAUGCGGCGCUGCUUUAUAGUCACACUACGUUUUAGCAGCUUAACCAGGAGAGUCUCCAGCAUUCCUCUAAGGCAGAAUGAGUGCAGCUGUUCAGUCUGCAUGACGCCUCCUUUAAUCAGCUUCUUCUUUUUUCUUUUUUUUUAAAAGCAAAUCAGCUUUUUGGACCAAAUUAUGAUUUACUGAGAUUUCCUGGAAACUGUUUUAACGUAUUUCCCUGAGAACGUGCCAGUAGGGCGGUCUGUGUGUGCGCGACACUUUAGUCUUAGAAAUACCUCAACCUGUUGUUGUCGACGCAGAGAGGCGCGGCCGUGGACGCGUUGGGAAACCUGCUCACUUCGUCUUUAUGGGUCUGGAUGCCAUGUUGUCCUCGUUUUUUUUUUUUUUUUUUUUUUCAUGUACUUUGUAAACUAAAACAAAAACCCUGUCGGCUUUUACGUGUAAUAAAAGUAUUUUUUAGAGGGCAGCCUGUAAACCUGGCCUUUGCUUUUAUUUGCCGUUCUGACGCUAAAAGCUGUUGUUGGCUUUGAACACAUGGCGUGAUUCUCUUCUCUUUUUUUUGGACGUUUGAAGGAGAAAUAAAUAUUUUCCCUGUUA
This is a messenger RNA of Fundulus heteroclitus (mummichog), 3161 nucleotides long. It is a transcript of the gene pip4k2ca, whose product is annotated as phosphatidylinositol-5-phosphate 4-kinase, type II, gamma a. Lineage: Eukaryota; Metazoa; Chordata; Actinopteri; Cyprinodontiformes; Fundulidae. The transcript is spliced from 10 exons. The record is from RefSeq and is a predicted model, not a curated record. The coding region runs from base 316 to 1572 and encodes 418 amino acids. Gene Ontology annotation, biological process: phosphatidylinositol metabolic process. Gene Ontology annotation, molecular function: phosphatidylinositol kinase activity.